AUGGACUCUACUGUGCCAGUGGUGGCUCGCAUUGCCUAUCUAACCUCAGAUGUCGUCGUAGACUCUCUCCCGCCUCCUCCCGUAAUUUCCCAAUUCGCACAAAAGUAUAACACCUUGUCAAGGUCCUCAACACAUAAAGCUAGGGUCAUCUCUUCCCCCUUUGGUGCCGACUCAGCCUCCACGCUGCUUCGCUAUACUGCCAACCUCACUUCUUUCACCGCAUCUGCUACCUCCCAGGUGUUGACACGUCUGGUUCUGCAGCUUGGGGAAAUUUCCACAUUACCAAUCGCUCUACACCUUGCCGUUCAGGAUGAUCUUUCGGACGUGCUGCUACUCCGGUCCGCCGUCCCGUUCUUCCUUCUUUCCACCACCGCACAGCAAGCCCACGACAAUGCCUUGCUUGCCGCUCGACUCGCCCGGCUUGAAAGGAAGGCCGUAGUCCAUGCUUUCUACAAUUAUGUGCCUCUGGAGACUCCUGACGAGGUUCCGGAGGAAAAAAUCUACUCUUUUCUCGUUGCGGGAAAACGUCCGACCACUCCCCGAGCCGCGAACGGACAUGUGACGCCUCCUCACGGACAAGCCAAUGGUCAUUACACGAAUGGUCAUUCUACGAACGGGCACAUACAGGUGCAUGCCUCCUCUGAAGCUACCGAACUUUUCAAGCACUACGAAUCUGCUGCCUUAGAGACACUAUCUUUGGUUAGACGCCCUCUGCGACCUUGGACUAUUCGAGGAUCGUCAGAACCUGACACCAUCUUCCUCAUCCUCGGAAAGGCGGAUUUGCCCUCCGACAUCGAAGGUGUAUCCUUUAUUUCUUUGUCUCUUGUCAACCCCAUCCCAUAUUCUCGCCUUCUGCAUGAUAUUCCCCCGUCGGUGACCCGUGUCGUUGUUCUGGAGCAAGUAUACAGAUGGCACAGUAAAUGGACACCAUUGUAUCUCGACGUCGUCACUGCGCUCCAGGAAAGGCAAGAUGUUGCAGUUCAAAGCGCCAUUCUCGGUGAUUCUUCUCAGAUUCAAACACCGGACGUCAUCAAGUUCAUUCGGUCUUGCAACGACUUGCCGUCUUCGCCAUUAGCACUUGGUCCCAUUCCGAAGAUUAUUUCCAUCACAGAUACCCUUCCACAUGUCCCCAAACACGAGGCUGCCUACACCAAAAUUCUUGCGCAUCUGUUCAACGAACGUUUAGAAAUCGCCAACUCACCGCACCUCGUGGCAUCCCAGGGUGAGAUUGCUACUACCCCUGAGUACGCGUUGGGACGCGUCAGGGGACAAUUGGAUUCAAGGUCAGCUCUUUUCGAUAGUGUCCAGGAAUUGCUUCAAGAGGGGGGGUUAGAUGAAGACCUUCAUUCGUUACUGAGCAAGUGGGCCUUGUCCAAGGACGACGCUAUCAAGAGCAGGUCCUUGGGUAAGGAGAUUAUUGACAGCCUCGAGUCAAAACCUCUGGACCAUCCUGCGGCUAACCGCAUUCUGGCUCUUCGAGAGUUCCUUCCAUCUCGUUCAAGGUGGAUCAUCGGUUCAGAUGCUUGGUCUUACGAUUUAGGUUCUUCAGGUCUACACCACGCUAUUGCUUCUGGUCUCAAUGUCAACAUUUUGAUACUCGACACCCUCCCUUAUUCCUCACGAAACAAUCUCGAUCCUCACCGUCGCAAACAUGAUGUUGGCCUGUAUGCUAUGAACCAUGGUGAUGUCUUCGUUGCGAGUGUCGCUGUCUUUUCUUCCUACGCACAGGUACUUCAAGCCUUUGCUGAGGCAGAUCGAUUCAACGGACCUAGCGUUGUUCUUGCAUACCUACCUUAUCAGUCCGAGGACGUGUCUGCUCUCGAGAUCCUGAAGGAAACUAAGCUGGCUGUCGACACCGGAUACUGGCCGUUGUAUAGAUGGGAUCCCAGCAAGGAGCAAGCUGGAAAGGAGCCUUUCUCUCUGGAUUCUGACGCCAUCAAGAACGACCUCAAAGCAUUCCUUGACCGUCAGAAUCACCUUUCCCAGCUCGUUCGUUCGACACCUCAGAUGGCUGCUGACAUUGUUAGCAGUCUUGGCGAGACUGUCAGGGAGGCACGCAAGAAGCGCGCUGAGGAGGCCUACAACACUCUUCUCAACGCCCUCGACUCUCCUCCCCUUCUCAUCCUCUACGCCUCUGAUGGUGGUGCGGCUGAGAAAAAGGCCAAGCGACUUGCCAACAGAGCCAAAGCCCGUGGAUUGUCGACGACCAUUGCCACCCUGGAUACGUACACCCUGGACACCCUCGCAGAAGAAGAACACGUCGUCUUUGUUACUUCGACUGCUGGACAAGGAGAGCCUCCGCAGAACGGACGAACAUUCUUCAAGGCUUUGAACGCCGCUGCUCUUGCUGGCAGUCAGCUUCUGAGCAAGGUUCGCUAUUCCGUAUUUGCUAUGGGCGACAGCCAUUACUGGCCUCGUCCCGAGGACGCCCACUACUACAACAAGCCGGGCAAGGAUUUAGACUCGCGUCUCGAGAAGCUUGGUGCCGAGCGUAUUGUCAAUAUUGGUCUUGGGGACGACCAGGAUGCGGACGGGUCUGAGACGGGAUACAAGGUCUGGGAACCUCUUCUCUGGAAGGCAUUGGGCGUCGAUUCUAUCGAGGUUACCGAAGCGGAGCCAGAACCUAUCACCAAUGAGCACAUCAAGGCUGCUUCUGGGUACCUCCGUGGCACCAUCGCAGAGGGACUGGAGGACUUCAGCACCGGCGCAUUGGCCCCCAGUGAUGGUCAGCUUACCAAGUUCCAUGGUAUCUAUCAACAAGAUGACAGGGAUAUCCGCGAAGAGCGCGAGGCGCAAGGUGUUGAGCCCGCAUACAGCUUUAUGAUCCGCGUCAGAAUGCCCGGAGGAGUCUGCAAGCCUCACCAAUGGUUACAAAUGGACCAGAUAGCAGAUGAGCAUGGCUGUGGUACAUUCAAGAUCACUACCCGCUCGACCUUCCAAUUCCACGGUGUCAUCAAGCGGCACUUGAAGCCUGCCAUCCAGGACAUCAAUCGCGUCCUCUUGGACACUCUCGCAGCAUGUGGUGACGUCAACAGAAAUGUCAUCUGUUCAUCCAUCCCCACCAUGUCGAAAUUACAUGCACAGGUCUACGAGUUUUCUAAAGAAGUCAGCGAGCACCUCAUCCCUAGAACGACUGCUUACCACGAGAUCUGGUUGGAUAAGAAGCUUGUGGCUGGUGAGGCUUUGAAAGACUUCGAACCUCUGUAUGGGGAAUUCUACCUGCCCCGCAAGUUUAAAAUCGCUGUUGCUGUACCGCCUACCAACGAUGUAGAUGUCUUUGCAAACGAUCUUGGAUUCAUUGCUAUUGUCGGCGAUGACGGCGAGUUGCAAGGCUUCAAUGUUUCUAUUGGCGGCGGAAUGGGUGUCACUCACGGAAAUAAGAAAACGUACCCCCGUGCCGGUAGUAUCAUUGGUUUCUGCACACCUGAACAGGGGAAAUAUGUCGCAGAGAAGGUCAUGCUCGUUCAAAGAGAUAACGGAAACCGCACUGAUCGCAAGAAUGCUCGCUUGAAAUACACAAUUGACCGUAUGGGUCUCGAUGUGUACAAAGCUGAAGUAGAGAAACUUCUUGGAUAUAAUCUCCAGCCUGAGCGACCAUAUACAUUCGACCGUAACGUCGAUGAUUUCGGUUGGCACACUGGCUCAGACGGAAAGCACCACUUCACUGUCUUUAUUGAAAACGGCCGAAUUCAGGACGAACCUGGACGUGACUUCAAGACCGGUCUUCGUGAAAUCGCAAAAGUGCACAAGGGCACCUUCAGGCUGACAGCUAAUCAGCAUCUACUAGUGUCCGACGUCGCCGACGAGGAUUUGGAACAGAUCAAAGAGCUCCUGAGGAAGUACAAGUUGGAUAAUCUUGAUUUCUCCGGACUGCGCUUGUCGAGUUCCGCCUGCGUAGCGUUCCCCACAUGUGGAUUGGCCAUGGCUGAGUCAGAGAGGUACCUUCCUGUCCUGAUCGACAAGGUCGAAAAAAUCUGCGAAGAAAAUGGCCUCAGAAACGACUCUAUCGUUAUGAGAAUGACUGGUUGUCCCAACGGAUGCGCUCGUCCCUACCUAGCUGAAAUCGCCUUUGUCGGCAAAGCACCUGGAAACUACGCUAUGUUGCUUGGUGGGGGCUAUUAUGGCCAACGCCUGAAUAAAAUCUACCGAGAAUCUGUAACGGAGCCCGAGAUUUUGGCUAUCUUGAGACCGAUGAUCAAACGCUACGCACUUGAACGACUGGAUGGGGAACGAUUUGGUGAUUUCACUAUCCGUGCUGGGUACAUAGCGCCGACAACGGAGGGUCGCCUCUGGUAUGAAAAUGCGGGCGGUGAAGGCCUUAACAGAGAAGGUGCCACAGUGGUUGUUGCUGCUGCGUAG
Messenger RNA from Psilocybe cubensis, 4359 nucleotides. RefSeq lists its product as uncharacterized. Gene Ontology annotation, molecular function: NADP binding; heme binding; 4 iron, 4 sulfur cluster binding. Lineage: Eukaryota; Fungi; Basidiomycota; Agaricomycetes; Agaricales; Agrocybaceae. Gene Ontology annotation, biological process: sulfate assimilation; amino acid biosynthetic process. The record is from RefSeq and is a predicted model, not a curated record. The transcript is spliced from 8 exons. The coding region runs from base 1 to 4359 and encodes 1452 amino acids. Gene Ontology annotation, cellular component: sulfite reductase complex (NADPH).